AUGGGUUUAUGUACAGUCCGGUCUGGACGAGGCGACGCUUCGGCGGUGGAAGGGUUGGAUGCGAGAACAAUGCGCCAGGGGCCAGGAAGUAGAGCAGGUCUCAACAGGUCUCGUGUCUACAAAAGAGGUUGUUCGGCCAGGAUGGCCCUCCCCACUCCCCAUUGUUGGGCUGGCCUUCACUUCGGCCACUUCGGUCCGCCGGUGACGACCGUCCAGUCAGUCGAGUGA
Protopolystoma xenopodis is the source of this 228-nucleotide messenger RNA. The record is from the annotation of a GenBank genome assembly. NCBI's taxonomy places the organism in Eukaryota, Metazoa, Platyhelminthes, Monogenea, Polystomatidea, Polystomatidae.